Molecule: messenger RNA, 540 nt
Organism: Penicillium atrosanguineum
Lineage: Eukaryota; Fungi; Ascomycota; Eurotiomycetes; Eurotiales; Aspergillaceae
Product: trafficking protein particle complex subunit 4
Exons: 4
Coding region: 1-540 (179 amino acids)
Biological process (GO): endoplasmic reticulum to Golgi vesicle-mediated transport
Cellular component (GO): TRAPP complex
Source: RefSeq, a predicted model, not a curated record
AUGGAAUUCGUGGAAAUAACCCCCGACACUCCCGACUCCAUCAUGGCCGUUUUCUCUCUCAUCAUUAUCAACAAGGCCGGUGGUCUGAUCUACCAACGCGAGUUCCAGGCUGGCUUGCGCAAGCUUUCGACCAACGACUACCUCGUCCUCGCCGGUACCUUUCACGGUGUUCACGCCAUCACGCGCUCCAUCACACCCAAAAUUCCCCUCGCUCCGACCACGAACUCCCCCGCCGCCUCCCCCGGCACCAGCACGCCUGCGGCGUCAAGCUACAGCUAUCCCAACCCUGGCGCCUCCGUAUCAGGACUAGAUUAUCUCGAGUCGGACAAGUUCCGAUUGACGUGCUUCCAGACGCUGACCGGCACCAAAUUCCUGCUUUUUACGGACCCCAUGACCGGCAAUGUGGAAACCAUCAUCAACAAGAUCUAUGACUUGUAUGCGGACUACGUGAUGAAAAACCCCUUCUACCAACUGGAGAUGCCGGUGCGAUGUGAAGCGUUCGACCGACAUCUGGGGGCGUGGCUGAGGGGGAGAACAUAA